AUGAGAAUCCUUGCGUUACAUGGUGUCGGCAGCUCUGCCAAAAUAUUCAAAAGACAGCUGUCUAGGCUUUUGAAUUCGCUUGAUGCAAGCUACGAGUUUGUUUUUGUCGAUGGGGAUGUACCAUCGCACCGAGGACCUGGCAUGGGCCCUGAAUUUGACGGGCCAUUCUACUCGCAUACGACAGGCUAUUCACCAGCCGAAAUCCAGGCUGCACACAAAGAGAUAGCCACAACGGUUGCUGAACUUGGGCCAUUUGACGGCAUACUGGGCUUCAGCCAAGGCGCAUCAGUGGCAUUAUCCUACAUUUGGUGCCAACAAGCUAAUGGCGAAGAACCGGAUUUCAAGUUCGCGGUUCUUUUUUCAUCUGUUGUGCCGUUCUCGCCCGACUGGACAUACUGCAAAAGCGAAGUAGAUGAACUUUGCUCACGUCGCUGCACUGGCAUGGACGCCAAGGAUCUCACGCCAAGAACACGAAUCUUCAAUGAUUGUGUCGUUCGGACAUUCCAAUCGGCCGUGAAAAUUGGGGCGGUUCUGCCCGACCUCAACCAAGACUUCUUCCUGGAUGGGGUCACUGAGGUUCCCCGCGUCCUGCAUCCCCAUUUGCUUUCAGAGCGCAUUCACAUCCCAACAGUUCAUGUGUCUGGUAAACGGGACUUCCCCUUUAUGCAAGACAUGCAUGAAAUCGGAUACCAAAUAUGCGACCAGAGGCUAUCCAAGAAGCUGUUUCAUUCCGGUGGUCAUCAUCCCCCUAUGGACUCAGGCACACAGCAGGUGGUUAGGGCCAUAGAAUGGGCUGUUGAUCAAUAUUAUAGACAACCUCUUUCCUUUCUCUAA
Messenger RNA from Colletotrichum navitas, 834 nucleotides. RefSeq names its product serine hydrolase FSH. Gene Ontology annotation, cellular component: cytoplasm; nucleus. Bases 1 to 834 code for a protein of 277 amino acids. NCBI's taxonomy places the organism in Eukaryota, Fungi, Ascomycota, Sordariomycetes, Glomerellales, Glomerellaceae. Gene Ontology annotation, biological process: secondary metabolic process. The record is from RefSeq and is a predicted model, not a curated record. Gene Ontology annotation, molecular function: hydrolase activity. The transcript is spliced from 2 exons.